This is a messenger RNA of Alosa alosa (allis shad), 2730 nucleotides long. It is a transcript of the gene cd248a, whose product is annotated as CD248 molecule, endosialin a. Lineage: Eukaryota; Metazoa; Chordata; Actinopteri; Clupeiformes; Clupeidae. The record is from RefSeq and is a predicted model, not a curated record. Gene Ontology annotation, biological process: cell migration. Gene Ontology annotation, molecular function: calcium ion binding; extracellular matrix binding; extracellular matrix protein binding. Gene Ontology annotation, cellular component: external side of plasma membrane; extracellular matrix.
ACAAGCUGCAGGCACUGGGAGCCGGACCAGACCUCCGUCAGUCGGGAUAGAGAGAGGACUCUCACACAGAGAGAGUUAAAGAAAGAAAGCAAGAAAGAAAGAAAAAGAAAGAAAGAACGAAAGAAAGAAAGAACGAACGAAAGAAAGAAAGAGAUAGAUGAAAAGAAAUAAUAGAGAUGUGACAAACUUACAGGCAAAGUUUUGGGAAAGACAGUUGUUCAGAUGAAGGAAAGGUAAUGGUAAAAAGCUAAAACUUCACUAGAACUUCACACUGCAGGACACAAUUUGGCAACACAGAAGUAAGCAGCAAAGUAAGUAGGACAAAAGCUUUUUGAAGAAAAGAAGAACGGAGAGAGAAAAGAAAAGAAAGACAAGCAGCAGAAGUGAAGGAAGAGUGCGUGUGUGAGAGAGAGUGAGAGGGACGACAGGAUGAGCUGGACAGCUGAGUGGCCGCAGCGAGGCGGCGGACUGCCUCUGCUCUGGCUGCUGGGUGUGUCGCUGCUGUCGCUGCUGACCGUGGUCAGCGGCCAGGAGCUGCGGGAGGGCGAUGCCGUGUGCACGGAGGACAGGAGCUGCUUCGUGCUCUACUUCCAGCGCAAGACCUUCCUGUACGCCUGGCGCAGCUGCAAGGAGCGUGGCGGAGACCUGGCCACGCUCAAGGAGCCCGGCGAUGCGGCCGCUGUGGAGCGCCUCUUCGCCGGUGCUGACCUACGCAGAGGCGCCGGCCAGCAGCAGAGCGGCAAGUUGGUGCGGGCGUGGAUCGGGCUCCAGCGGCAGCCGCGCCAAUGCUCGGCCAACCGGCCGCUCCGCGGCUUCAGCUGGGUGACGGGCGACCAGGAGACCCGCUUCACCAACUGGCAGGCGGAGGACUCGGCCAGCGCCUGCACCUCGCCCCGCUGUGUCGUCGUGGGCUAUGCCGAGCCCUCGAACCCAGACAACCUCAAGUGGUCAGACGGCCCCUGCUCGAUCACCGUGGACGCGUACCUGUGCAAGUACAACUACAAGGGAAUGUGUCCGAGCAUACCGGGCGAAGGGGGGGGAAACACCUUUUACAGCACACCUUUUGACCUGUUGACCACGGACCUGAGCUACCUGCCGUUUGGAUCGGUGGCUACUCUGCCUUGUCCCGUGGAUACAGUCGGGGAUCAGACGAUCCUGUGCACAGAUAUGAGCGACGGGUCAGUGAACUGGUCGCGGGAGGCUCCCUACUGCUCGCCCAAGCAGAGCUGGUGUGAUCAGGACAACGGCGGCUGCCACCAGCUGUGCAUCGACAAGGAGGACAUGCAUGUGUGCAUGUGCAUCGAGGGCUACGCGCUGGCCGAAGACGGCAUGAGCUGCCUGCCAGACGACCCGUGCCACGACGCGCCGUGCGAGUCCGAGUGCGUGCCGGUGCCCGACGGCGGCGGCUUCCGCUGCGACUGCCCCGAGGUCGUGCUGGAGCCGGACGAGCGCAGCUGCCGCGACCUGGACGAGUGCCAGCAGAUGCCGUGCGGCGUACCCGGCGUCGAACCGCCCGGGCCCUACGAGUGCCGCUGCCUGGGCGGGCUACUACGUCGCGACGGCGGCGGCGACGGCGACGGUGACGGGCCGUGCGAGCACGCCUGCGAGAACACGCUGGGCUCGUACGUGUGCCACUGCCACCUGGGCUUCGCGCCCACGCCCGAGGACCCAAGCCACUGCCGGGACAUCGACGAGUGCCAGAUCGAGCAAACCUGCGAGCAGAUGUGCAUCAACUAUGACGGCGGCUUCGAGUGCUACUGCCAAGAAGGCUACGAGCUGCAGGAUGACCACUACUCCUGCCGGCCGGUCACCGACGGCCCCCACGGGGACACCACCGCUGCCACCCCUGCUGCCCCCUACCCCUGGGCUCCCGUCCUCAACGACUCCAUGUGGACCCUCCCCUGGGAGCCGCGCCCGGACCAGGCUUACGACCCGGACCCCACGGACUACCAGGACAACACCCACUGGACGGUGGAUCACGGAGCAGAGUGGCCCCCGCAGAGACCGCUGGUGCCGUCACCACUGCCAGAGGAGCCGUACUACCAUCCAGAGUCCCACACAGAGAGCCUGGGCGACUACGACUCCUUUGAGAGCCCGGAGCCGAGCACUCAGUUCCCUCCACUGGUGGUGGAGGUGCUGGACCCCACCCCAGUUCCAGAUCUGGAACCGCCAACCCCCUCUCCAACUGCCCGCGAUGACACCACGCCGGACUGGUAUGACGAGGGAGAGGAUGACCACUACGGACUCACAACAACCACCGGCGCUCCCACAACCACCAUCAUCGAGGGGGCAUGGAACUGGCACUGGACCCCCGAGGAAGAGGAGAUUGCACUUGGAAUCAGACCACUCAAACCCUCACCCACACCCACACCCACUGAAGGGGCAGUUCCAGAGGACACCACCCCUACGUCCUCCUCUCGGGCUCAGGAGUGGACGUGCAGGGCUUGCCGUCUGAGGGCCAGCCUGGGGAGGAGAGCUCGUCAGCGGGGGAGGGGGAGGAGGAGGAGGAGGAGGAGGAGGGGCAGCAGCUGGCUCCUGGUGGGGCUCCUGGUCCCGUUCUGCAUCUUCCUGCUCGUCAUGGUGGUCCUGGGAGCCAUCUACUGCAACCGCGUCAGCGCCUCCUCCAAGCCGCAGAACAAGAACUCCUCGGACUGCUACCACUGGAUCUCGGGCGCUGCCGACAAAGCCGGAACGGAGCAUUCUGGAAGCGCCACCAAGUCCCACGUGUGA